UGUGGAGUUCAAAACACUAAAAAUGGCGGCAUACACAUGAAAAGUGAAAUUUGUUUGUUUUGGUGAUUGUUUUGGUCGCAUUUUAAAGGAAUUUUUGCCCAAACAAGCUAGUUGUACAGCUACAGGAAGAUGACGUCGUCCCGUGAGGACUCGAUGAGUGCAGAAGACCUGAGGCAGCAGCUGUUUCACACCUUCAGGGAGAGAGGCCUGCUCGACUCUCUAAAGAGUCAGCUCAGGAACAAGCUGAUCACAGAGCUGCGGUCCAGCGGACGCUCCGAGCAGGUCCUUCGGCCGGUUGAUGUUCCAGAGGGAGGGACGCUGCUGCAUAGAGCAGCCAACAGCCUGGUGGCCGACCACCUGCAGAUGUGCAGCUACGACUACUCACUGUCAGUCUUCCUGCCAGAAUGUGGGAUUUCAAGGGAUCAGUUGCUGACCACAAGGGACCUUCUACAACUCCUACGAGUCAAUCCUCAGUCAAAAGUCCACAAGUCGUUGACUGGAAAGCUAGCUGGUUCUUCCAAAGGUUUCCUGUGGCAGCUGUUGUGUGAGCUGACCUCUGCCCUCCCCCAGGGGUUACCUGAGGACAUCGGGUGCCAGACAGACGCUGCAACUCUACCUCCCGCAGCUUCUCUCAAUGACAAGUUGCGUUCAGUCGAUGAGCGGUUCUCCGUACAGCGUGAACAGCUGGCGGCCAGCAGUGCGCUGACCAUCGAGGACAGGAUGCUGUCCUACCAACGCAAGGUCGACGAGCGCGCAAGGUCACAGGUCAAGCAGGAGGUUGCCCACUUCAAGGAAACAGAGCUGGUUAAGAUGAGACUGGAGGAGAAGGAGAAGACAAGAAGGGAGACAGAUGCAAUAAGGAGGGAGUUGGAGCAGGAAUACCGUAACAAGUCAGACGCUCUGCUGGCUCGGGAGAGGAAUGCAAUUGAGAGACUGCAGAAGCAACAAGAGAUCCAGGAUAAGGAGCUGCAUGCCCAGAGACAGGCGAUACUGGAGGAACUGGAGACAGUACGGGGCAGGGAGGCUCAGGUCAGGAGGGAGGCGGAGGUGAAUGACAGAGCUGUACAGAUUGAGCAGGACAAGAUGAGGAGUCUAGAAGAGAACGUCCACCGGCGUGAGGAGGCUGUGAAGAAUAUAGAGGAGACGUACGAGAAAAGGCUGAACAAUGAGAUGAUGAAGUGA
This is a messenger RNA of Branchiostoma belcheri (Belcher's lancelet), 1182 nucleotides long. Its product is annotated as oral-facial-digital syndrome 1 protein homolog. The record is from RefSeq and is a predicted model, not a curated record. The coding region runs from base 130 to 1182 and encodes 350 amino acids. Gene Ontology annotation, cellular component: centrosome; ciliary basal body. Gene Ontology annotation, molecular function: protein binding. The transcript has 11 exons. Lineage: Eukaryota; Metazoa; Chordata; Leptocardii; Amphioxiformes; Branchiostomatidae. Gene Ontology annotation, biological process: epithelial cilium movement involved in determination of left/right asymmetry.